Molecule: messenger RNA, 1983 nt
Organism: Fundulus heteroclitus (mummichog)
Lineage: Eukaryota; Metazoa; Chordata; Actinopteri; Cyprinodontiformes; Fundulidae
Gene: ppwd1
Product: peptidylprolyl isomerase domain and WD repeat containing 1
Exons: 11
Coding region: 39-1931 (630 amino acids)
Biological process (GO): protein peptidyl-prolyl isomerization
Molecular function (GO): peptidyl-prolyl cis-trans isomerase activity; protein binding
Source: RefSeq, a predicted model, not a curated record
AACCGACGCGGGACUAGACGGACGGAAGCUGCGCAGCAAUGGCGGCCACCGAAAACAGUGUGGAGCUGAAGCGAAAAGCGGACGAUGUCCAGGAGGCGGACAGAGGCGCGGAUGGAGACGGAGAAGACGCAGACUGGGUCGGACCGAUGCCCAGCGAAGCCACGAAGGCGAAGAAAAGAAAAGUGCUGGAGUUUGAGCGCGUCUACCUGGACAACCUCCCGUCAGCUGCCAUGUAUGAGCGCAGCUACAUGCACAGAGACGUCAUCACGCACCUGGUCUGUUCCAAGACCGACUUCAUCAUCACCACCAGCCAGGAUGGCCAUGUGAAAUUUUGGAAGAAGAAGGAGGACGAAGGAAUUGAGUUUGUGAAACACUUUCGGAGUCAUCUCGGCGUGAUCGAGAGCAUUUCGGUUAGCGCUGAAGGAGCUCUCUUCUGCUCCGUGGGUGACGAUCAGGCCAUGAAGGUCUUCGAUGUGGUCAACUUUGACAUGAUCAACAUGCUGAAGCUGGGGUUUCACCCGGGCCAGUGCGAGUGGAUCUACAAUCCCGGCGAUGCCAUUUGCACCGUGGCGUGCUCAGAAAAACCCACGGGGAAGAUCUUCGUGUACGACGGACGGGGGAGCAACGAGCCCCUUCACGUCUUCGACAAGUUACACUCCUCCCCCCUCACCCAAAUCCGCUUGAACCCUAAGUUCCGCGUCAUCGUGUCAGCCGACAAGGCGGGGAUGCUGGAAUACUGGACGGGCCUGCGGAGUGAAUUUAAGUUCCCCAAGCACGUGGCCUGGGAGUACAAAACGGACACGGACCUGUACGAAUUCGCCAAGCACAAAACCUACCCCGUCAGCCUGGCCUUCUCCCCCGACGGGAAGAAAAUGGCUACCAUAGCGUCCGACAGGAAAGUGAGGAUCUUCCGCUUCCUGACGGGGAAGCUGAUGAGAGUGUUCGACGAGUCGCUGACGAUGUUCACGGAGCUGCAGCAGAUGAGGCAGCAGCUGCCGGACAUGGAGUUCGGGAGGCGGAUGGCCCAGGAGCGAGAGCUGGAGAAGGUGGACGCCGUGCGGCUGACAAAUAUCAUCUUCGACGAGACGGGCCACUUCGUGCUGUAUGGGACCAUGCUGGGCAUCAAAGUCAUUAACGUGGAAACCAACAGGUGCGUGCGCAUCCUUGGGAAGCAGGAGAACAUCCGCGUGGUCCAGCUGUGCCUGUUCCAGGGGGUUGCGAAGGCCAUGGAGGUGGCCCCCACCAUAGAGAUGAAGGCCUCCGACAACCCCGCUUUACAGAACGUGGAGCCUGACCCGACCAUCUUCUGCAGCGCCUUCAAGAAGAACCGCUUCUACAUGUUCACAAAAAGAGAACCAGAAGACACAAAGAGCGCCGACUCGGACCGAGACAUCUUUAACGAGAAGCCUUCCAAGGAGGAGGUGAUGGCUGCCACUCAGGCCGAGGGUCCGAAGCGAGUGUCGGACAGCGCCAUCAUCCACACCACCAUGGGAGACGUCCAUCUGAAGCUCUUCCCUGUGGAGUGUCCCAAAACCGUGGAGAACUUCUGCGUUCACAGCAGGAACGGUUACUACAACAAUCACAUUUUCCACAGGGUUAUUAAGAGCUUCAUGAUCCAGACCGGAGACCCCACCGGCACCGGCAUGGGGGGAGAGAGCAUCUGGGGAGGCGAGUUCGAGGAUGAGUUCCACUCCACGCUGAGGCACGACCGCCCAUACACGCUCAGCAUGGCCAACGGAGGCGCCGGCACCAACGGCUCGCAGUUUUUCAUCACGGUGGUACCCACGCCGUGGCUCGACAACAAGCACACCGUGUUUGGACGGGUCACCAAAGGGAUGGAGGUGGUCCAGAGGAUCUCCAACGCCAAAGUUAACCCCAAGACGGACAAACCGUACGAGGACAUCAGCAUCAUCAACAUCACCAUAAAGUGACUCCGCAUCAUUUUCACCCACUUAUUAAAGACAUCUUUGGAUCGUACCCGUC